Molecule: messenger RNA, 6208 nt
Organism: Limulus polyphemus (Atlantic horseshoe crab)
Lineage: Eukaryota; Metazoa; Arthropoda; Merostomata; Xiphosura; Limulidae
Product: tyrosine-protein kinase shark-like
Exons: 19
Coding region: 339-2552 (737 amino acids)
Biological process (GO): protein phosphorylation
Molecular function (GO): ATP binding; protein binding; protein tyrosine kinase activity
Source: RefSeq, a predicted model, not a curated record
UAGGGUUUAGUUUUAACAUACUAAUACUAGUUUUUAUUUUCCGUUUCUAAAUUUAAAAUAACGUAGUUAUUCUGGAAAGUGGUGUUUUUUACAGUAGGCCCAUAGAAAUUGCAUAUUUAUUAAGGCAAAGAGAUACCCUGAUCAAGAUGAGGUGCAGUCUCCCAUAGGUGUGCCCCCAGGCCAUAGGGUUUCACACUCCUUGGGCUUUCCUUUGGGCAUUUUCUGAAGAGAACUCAUCUUGGUAAAAUUUUGCACCAGCCCUCUACCAAUUCAACAUGGGCUUCUAGCUGGUCUAUGUUUGGAGAUGAAAGGUGACUGGCUGUGGCUGUUGAGCAGAGAUGGAGCCAUCUGAAGACGAAGAUAAAGAACUCCAGAAAGUAUCUCCACCUCCACUUUUGAAAUCCAUAUCAAGAGUAUCACAAGAUGAGAAUAUUGCAUGGUAUCAUGGAAAGAUUACAAGAGAUGCUGCAGAACACAUUCUGGCUAUCAAUGGGGGCGUUGAAGGUCAAUUCUUAGUUCGAGACAGCACCACAGCUGUGGGUGAUUAUGUUCUUAGCCUUAUAAGUCAUGGUCAACCUAUUCAUUAUCAAAUUCGUCACCAUGGUGAAGAUGCCUUCUUUAGCAUUGAUGAAGGGCCUGUAAUGCAUGGCUUGGAAGUUUUAAUUGAUUAUUACCAGAAGAAGGCAGAUGGACUUGUGACUCAACUUCGUGUUAUGUGUAAAGCCCAACCUCCUCCUCCAGAUACCAGACAACAUGGCCGGAGUAAUUUGUUACAUAGAGCCACACAGGAAGGGGAUGUGAUGGUGGUUGGAGAGUUACUAAAAUCAUGCUAUCGAAGCUUAGAUGCUAAAAACCAAGAAGGACAGAGUGCUAUGCAUUUAGCCUGUAUCAAUGGAAACAAUGAAAUUCUUGACAUGCUGUUGGAUGCUGGUGCUAACGUCAACAUCAAAGAUGCCAAAGGUCUCACUCCAUUACAUUAUGCUUGUCGUCUUAAUCAUGCUUCCACUGCCAAGUUGCUGAUUGAAGAAGGAGGUGCCAAUGUUCAGUGCCGAGCUAUUGAAAAUGGCUGGGUGCCUUUGCAUGAAGCAGCAAACAGUGGCCAUUUAACAGUGAUUCAGGUACUGCUUGAAGUUGGAGCACCCUGUUAUCCACGAUCUAAUGAUAAUGAAACACCAUUAGAAGUGGCCUUAAGAAAUGGGCACCUAGACUGUGUCCGUUUUCUUGAGAACUACACACCAUAUGCACCAACAACUUCCCGAUCAGAAUGGUUUCAUCCUAACUUGGAUCGAGAAAUGGCCACAAACAUGCUACAAAAUAAAGGUUCUAAUGAUGGGGUUUUUCUAGUGCGGAAAAGCAAACGAAAACCAGGUGUUUAUGUAUUAUCUAUGAUGUGCAAUUCACAAGUUUUUCACUAUGAAAUACAACGAAAGGGCUUGUUUUAUUUUAUUGAUGGAGGCCCAUACCUGGAGUCAUUAGAGCAUGUGGUGGAACACUACAAAAGAAUGACAGAUGGAUUGCCUUAUCAACUAGUCUGUCCUGUUCCACCUAGUGUAACAGAAAAUAAUAAUUCUCAUGUCAUAAAUGAACAGCAAGCUGACGUUAGCAUUAAAUACAGCCCAAGUGAGAUCACUCAUUUACAAACACCAUUAAGACGUACAAGUAAUCGACUUUCAUCACUACCUAACUUAAUUAGAAGGGAUUCCUUAAAAUUAAUAGGUUCACCAAUAGGAGAGGGAGAAUUUGGUUCAGUUUUACAAGGGAUAUGGCACAGUUCCUCGAACAAAGAGCGACAUGUAGCAGUGAAAACUUUGCGUGAUGAACAUAUUCACAGUGGACGGGAAGAGUUUAUUCGGGAAGUAGAAGUGAUGGUUGGCUUAAGUCAUCCGUGUAUCGUGAGACUAUUGGGUGUUUGUUUAGGUCCACCUCUGAUGAUGAUUCAAGAAUUAGUGCCUAUGGGAUCUAUGUUGGACUUUUUGCUGGACUAUCCUACAGAAGUAAAUACAGAAAUGGAACUGAUAUUGUGGGCUGGACAGAUAUCCAGUGGUAUGAAAUACCUGGAAAAAAAGCACUUUGUUCACCGGGAUCUUGCGGCACGUAACAUUCUCCUGGCCUCUAAACAACAGAUAAAGAUAACUGAUUUUGGACUUUCCCGAGCUUUGCGAUCAGAAAAUGACUAUUAUACUGCUUCUACAGGAGGGAAAUGGCCAGUGAAAUGGUAUGCCCCAGAAUCAAUAAUGUAUGGAACAUUCUCUAAUAAAAGUGACGUUUGGAGUUAUGGAGUCACAUUGUGGGAGAUGUUUUCAUUUGGAGCCAAUCCAUAUGAUAAUAUGACAGGCUCUGAGGUGUUACAGUUGCUUAAUAAAGGAGAACGUUUGCCCAAACCAGAAAAGUGUCCUCAUAGUAUAUUCUCCAUUAUGCAGCAGUGCUGGGCCACUCUCUCUUCAGACAGGCCAUCUUUUAGUCUAUUGUACAAGAACUUUAUCACAAAUGAUGAAUAUUCUGCUAUUCGUGACUUGAUUUUGGUUUGUGAUGUGGAACCAAUCACUGUAUAGAAUUCCAGCAUGUUGUGCCUGUGAUAUUCAGCUUCUUGAAAUGUAUUGAUGAGAAAAGUUCCUGCUGCUUUAUGUCCUUUAACCAUCAGAACUUUUGAUGGCAUACUCAAGGAAUUCAUCAAAACAUAAGUAUAGUAAGAUUAGCAUUAUUGAAGAAUGAAAUGCUAAAGAACCUUGAUCUCAGCCAUCAAAGUGAUCUGUCCAUGUUGUGUGUUUUAUAUCAGGUUGUAACUGUGUAACAUUAUCCAUAUGUUACUUCUACAAUAUGUGUGCCUUAUUCUCCAAAUCAUACUAGCUUGCACAGUUGUGAAUAAUAUAUAUAUUAUGUGUAUACAAUUUUUAUUAAAGUUAAGAGGCUACAAUCUUGAUUUAAAAAGUUGUGUAAAUUUUGACACUGUAUACAAAAGUCAUUUUUUUCUUUGUUGCUGUUGUGUUUCUCUCACUCCUUAUUGGUAGGUGAUUGAUGAUAGUUUUAUACCUUUCUAAAUGCCUUUAAAUGUAAAAAACUGAUGUCAUCUUUAAAGCAGUUUUAAAGAAAGAAUUUUCAAUACAACUUGUAUGUUCUCAAAGCUGUUUUUCAAAAUUCUGCAGCAAUGCAUAGAUAAACCAUGAAUAGCAUGUCCAGAAACAACUUGGUUCUCACUGAAAGUGUAAUGCUUCAUGAACAACAUUUAAGUACACUUAUGUAAAUGUUAUUUCUGCAUGAAAAGACCACAGCUUAAAAGGUCAGGUUAUUUAAACACACACAAAAAACUAACUGAACAGAAUUAGAUCAUCAUGAGCUCCUAACAGGUACAAAAAUGUGGGAGAAAUAAGAUAAAUUAUUUCUAAGUCAUUUAAAUAAGGGAAGGUCUCUGAAUAUCAUAGAAUAUUUUUUAAAAAGUCUCAGGUAUUGACAAGAAUUAUAAAUCACAACUUCAGGUUAUUAAUACAGAAGCAGUCUGAUAUUUUGUUUUAUUAUAUUAAAAACGAAAUACAAGAUCAUUUUUGCUUUACAACAUGACAGGGUAUAUAAGGAAACAUAAAUUACUGUGGGUUUACUUACAGAUUGAAUUUAUUUUAUUUUUUAUGCUUCUGUUUAAGUUCCAUGUGUGACAUGGAUACUAUAAGUAGGAAGUCAGUAAAUAGUGUACAUUGUUUAAUACUCAUUGAUAAAUAUGAAACUUGAAAUUUGCAAAUAUUGUUACUUUAACAGACUUACAUUUUUCUGUAUGAAUGCUCAGUUGAUUUUUUUAAAUAUUUUACAUAUGCUGAACAUCAUGCUUCAAUUACAAUUAAGUUUUACAACUCUGCAAUAUAUUUUUAAUUUAUCAGAUGCAAUUACACAGUGACAUAAAAUUUUGUAAUAUCACUGCUGUGAUCUUGUGACAAAAACCAUAAACAAUUAAACAGGAUUAAUGCAUUGCUGAUGACAUGCACUGUAAUAGCCUAAAUUUAUAAGUGUACAUACUUCUACAUAUUUGCUGUAAUUCCUAUGUCUUAUUUUGUGAGUUAUAAUUCUUAUAAACAUCUCAUGUUCAACAAUCAGCAGUUGGCAGUUGCUAGUCAAUUUUUUUUGUUUGCCUCUAAAUUUCGUUUUGACUGGCAACUACUCAAUAAUUGAAAUUGCCAUAUACUUUAUAAUAAAACUUGUUUGUAACUUAAAAUGUUCCAUUUAUCUAUGGUUUAUGAUGUUUUAGAAACUAAUUCUUAUACCACGAUGUAGUGAGUCUUGACAAUGUAUGUGAAAAAUUGUGUUUAAAGUGAAGCAUUAAGCAUGAUUCCUUACUGUACCUUUGAUUUAUUUGCCAUCAAUAUAGCACUGUGUCUGCUGAAUUCUUGUCAAAUAUUAGUUAAGCUAGUGACCUAGAUGCAUGAUUCAGCUGUAUUCUUUUUUUCCAUACUUAUUUCCAUAAACAAUUAUUUUAAAAUCAGAACUUAAAUCACAGUUUUCCUAACGGUUCAUAAAUGAUUUAAAAAUAAAAUUCAGAUUAAUUAAAUAUACAUCAGUACACAAAUAUUUCACCUAUAAACACGUAACAUACUGAACCAAAAUCAUGGAAAAUGAUUUAGUUGUAGUAAACAUUAUGAAGUUUAUGUAUACUUGAUGCACUUAUUCAAGCAGGGAUUAUGUUGUGGGUUAAAAAGUACCACAUCUCACUGUAAUCUGUACUUUGCAUAGAAAAGAUUAAAAUAUUUGAAAGGAACAUACAUAUUUUUCAUGCCAUGCUACUAAGAUCAAGUCUUUUUGUAAUAAAAUAACAUUAUCAUAAGUUUGUCUUAGAAAUGCACAGUUCAUGCCAAAAAAAAUAGAAAUGUUAAUAUUUGUUGCUCAUUUUUUAGUGUUUUAUUUGUUUUUAUUGUAAUUAUUCUUUUGAAGUUCAUUACUGUGUGUUUUACAGAAGUUAUAGCUGUAUAUCUUGGCUGUCUGUGAUAUGGCAGACAGUUUAGUGUUUGCUUAUAGUGACUUAUAUCUCAAACUACUACUUCCUUGAAGUUGUGUCAGUGAUGAUGGUGUAAUAUUCUGCAUGGUAAAAGUAAUUAUUUCAUCAAACAAAUCUUGUCUGUUAGAUAUAAGAAACUUUUGUUGAGAAAUAUUGAAUAAUCUACAACUUCAGAUAUCAAAUAGACAAAUUGUGAGAUCAUUUAUCAAUAGCUUGGAAACUGUUGUAGUAAGAUAGACGUGUUGGUGAUGGUGUUUCAUAAGAUGACAGUUGUGUCACUAUAAAUGUUUGUAUGCUAUAAUCCAUUCUAAGAUACUUCAAAGAGAAAAUCCAGGUGCUUCAUUUUCUGCUUAUGAUGUGAACUUGUAUGAUACAGAAUAAUUCACAUAUUCUGUGAUCAUCUCAAAACCAGUUCAUGAUAAUGAAACUUCAAGCUUUCCAAAACUUAUUCUUUUAACAAAUCCUGGUGUGUAUAUGUUCAUGAAACUUUGUAUCUCAGUGGUGCAUUAAUUGUGUUAUAGAAUAAAUAUGAUAUGACAGAUGACUUUUUUGAUAGUAUUAAUGUAAAAUACAGUUGGAUUUAGUUAUUAAUAACUUAACAUCUUAUGCAAGACAAAAGCUGCAUGAAAAUAAGAAAAAAAACAUUUAGCUUUGUAAAACAAAUAGUGAAGUAGGUAUGACUUGAAUAAUUAGAGAGCUUCUAUAAUGUUCAUUUGGUAUAGAAUUUUAUUUAUACAUUUUUUCCUCAGGACUAAUGUGCAUUAAUUUCAUGUGUUUUAGUUAUCUUAUUUUUUUACAUAUCUAAGAAAACAUUUUACAUAAUUAAUGUACCUACUUGCUUGCUCAGAGGAUUCUGAAAUUUUUUCAAUGUAUUUUAAUGUUAGUUUUAGUGUAAGGCUGUUAUGGAAAAUAAGCUCAGUCUGCAUCUGAAAUGUAUGCAGACUUUAAUCCUUAGCCCCAUUAAAAAAAAAAUCACCUUUUGGGAGGGGGUGGGGGGUGGGAGUAGUUUCUUUAUUAAUAUAACUUCAAACUUUCUUCAGAUUUAAAACUUGUCACCCUAUAUUUGUUUGUAUUGAAACAGAGACUAAGAAUGGUUAUAUUCUUAUAUUGAAUCAGCUACCAAAAUGGUUUAUGUAUUCAAAGGAAUCUGAUUGGCUUUUAUUUAUUGAUGGUUGUUAAAUGCAUGUUUUAUUACUUAGUUUGAUUCCUGGAAAUAAAAAUGUAGCAUUGUAA